AAUCACAUGAAAGCCACUACAUGAGUAUGAACACACACGUUUUAUCCCACUACAUUUUUUCUUCCCACUACAUGCACUCGCGUAGUGGGAAGUAAGUUCAUUCGGAAACGUUAAUUCUCAUCGUCCUUGAUUCAGAAAAUAAAAAUCGUACUAUGUUUGGGUUUCCGGUGUGUAAGUGAAUUUUUUAACACACCUCGUGCAAUCCAGAAGAGUAGUUCACACACUUUACUCUAUUUGGGUUAAAAAGCGCGCAUGCGCGAUUAGAACUUCCUGUUGCUUAAAGAUGGCGUCAACUGAACUGCACUCAGCAUGCUCAGUAAGUUUAUUUUUUACGAUAGUAAGGAAAUAAUUACUUUUUUAAAGAGAGAUCUAAAAGAAGACUAAGAAAAGAUUAGUCAUAACGAUUAGAACUGAUGAGAGAAUCAAUGAUUACAUUAAUUGAAAGAUUAAUUCAUUGAGGGGAUAGUUUUUGUUUAAGAACGUUUGCUUUUUUAUAUAUAAAAUCCAAGAUUAGCAAUUAUUGUAAUGAGUGUUAUAACUUAGUAGUAUCAAUAUUUUGCAAAUAUAUUUCAAGAAAAACCAGUGAUACGUCUUAGACAAGGACACAAGUUAAUUGUAUUUUUAAAACAGACAAAAUCAUUGAUAUAUAAAAUAUAUUUCAGUGGGUUUUUUAUUAGUUUGAGGCUUGGUAGAAUAUAGAUGCAGAUAAACCAUGUCCUAUUCACGGGGAAAGCGUGCAGUGCAGAUAAGCUUGAAUAAAGAAGCAGUAAACCCAAUGAAGGCAAAGAGAAUAAGGCCAGAUGAGGAUGCUAAAUUUUGGUGUCAAGUAGGUUUAGACAAGGAUGGAUUUGAAAAACGAUUCAUUAAUAACACUAUAGGAUUCGGUGUAUUUACAACAGCUUUUUUUCAAAAGGGGGCCUUUCUUUUAGAGUAUGUUGGCAAUCGAAUAAGUGAAAAAGAGGCAGAAAUUCGAGAGAGAAAACGCAGGAAGAAAAAACACAGUUAUAACAUGUUUCAUUUCAAAUGGAAUAGGAAACAUGUUGUUGAUGCUACAGAUGUACCAGAAAGAAUGUGCCGUUAUGUCAAUGAUGACAAGAAGGCAAAUGCAACAAUGAAAUUGAAAGUUUUCAAUAAUUAUCCAAGGCUAUGUUUGUUUGCUCUACAAGAUAUACAUAUUGGAGAAGAAAUACGUUAUGAUUAUGGUGAUGAGAAUGUUCCUUGGAGGCAACACUUUCAUAAAACUAAGAUGGAGAUGAAGACAACUGAAGUUACAGAUGAUGAUGACCCCUUUGAUCUCAAAAAGCCAAGGUUUUCAGAGAAAAAGGAACAAUGCCAAAGCAAGGCCAAAGUCAGUUGCAUGCGGGAAAUGAUAGACUUAGUGAUGAUGAUGACAUAGAUGAGGAUGCUCUUUCUGGAACAAUGUUAAAGCAAGGCAAAGGUCGAUUGCAUGCUGGAAAUGAUAGACUUAGUGAUGAUGAUGACAUAGAUGAGGAUGCUC
This is a messenger RNA of Magallana angulata, 1498 nucleotides long. Its product is annotated as N-lysine methyltransferase KMT5A-like. Bases 713 to 1396 code for a protein of 227 amino acids. The record is from RefSeq and is a predicted model, not a curated record. The transcript is spliced from 9 exons. Gene Ontology annotation, molecular function: protein binding. NCBI's taxonomy places the organism in Eukaryota, Metazoa, Mollusca, Bivalvia, Ostreida, Ostreidae.